GUUGGAAGCUAGAGAAGCCGGCUGACAUAAGUCCCCCAUUUGGCAUCGUGACCGCCUAUUUCGAGUUCCACCUUAUCAAGGUCUCGCAGCGCUCGCACUAAGUUAUUGAGACUCCUCCCUGGCUUUCUUCGAGUCCCUGCUGGAGAUUUCGACGAUUCGCCAUGCACGGCACCGCCAUCGCGUUCUCUCUAUCUCUUCUUGUCUCUCUGGCGGCGGCAGCGGCGGUCGAAGAGCCUGUGGGCAUACUGGCCAAACAAUGCAAGUUCGCGUUGGGCGACAGGCACUUUGACAUGUGCCCGGUGUUUGAAGGCAAUGAGGGAGGCUGGACGGUUAGCCGGGAGCGACAGACACCGCCCACCAUCACGAAGGACGAGUACAGGAUCUCGUUCCAGGGGCCGCUCAAGAGGAGCAAGAAGAUCGCCAGCGAUGAACAGUGUCCGGAUGGGACCUGGAUAUGCAAGAUGGUCACUAACACGCGACCUAAGCAUGACGAUGAGGAGCCGCGUGUGUUGCAAGUUGUACCUGUUGCGGGCGAGCUGUCCUCUGACGAUGAAGCCGGAUCGGGUACAAACGAGUACGUGCCGGGGCUCAACAUCACGGCGAAGUUCGUCCCUGCAGAGACGGAGGCGAAGCACGACGUCUUGCACAUCAAUCUUCACGGUGGGUACUACAUGCGUCGGCAGCAGAAGGCCGAUUUCCAGUUCAUCUGCGACCACAACGCCGAGGAGCCUUCGUCGCCUACUACUGGAUGGGACUGGAGGGGCACACACACAUUCAUAUGGCGCACGAAACACGCAUGCGACCAAGCGACGUCAGCACCGCCUCCGAAGGAGGAACCGACGCACCCUACAUCGCCGCCAGAGGACGACGACGCACCGCCAAAGGACGCGGAAGACGACGACAUCCCCGGCGAGAAGAAGCUGCUCGACCCAGACUUGCUCGAAGGGCGCUCUCACCGCUCCGUCGUGACAAUGUUCGCUUCUGCCUCCCUGAUCUGCGCGAUCGUGUAUCUCGCAUACUUCCCGCCGCGGCGGCUUCGGCGCUUCCUCACGUCGUACGUCAAGGCGCACCCGCGGCUGAUGCGCUCGCGCGUCGGCGAGCGCGUGCUCGUCCGGUGGGCGCAUGAGGACUUUGCGAUUGGCCCGGGAGAGGAGGACGUGAUGAUCAAUGGCGGGCAGGCGGUGGCGAUGGACGAGGAGAUACCGCUUAAGCCCGCACCGCGGAGGCCUGUGCUCUUCAACUAUGGUAGUGCCACUUAAGCUUGUUGUGCGGUCUUUUCGGUUUGUGGGGAUGUUCGUUCUGUGUCUUGACACUAUCGUGCUCGUUUAUGAAUUGCUUCACGUUCGCUCGUACUGACGCGCGCUGUUGAGCUCUGACCUUUUCGGCCUGUGAUAUGACUGUAGACUAGCUGCUGUAGAUAUAAGUUGUACAAUGGACGAUGAGCCGAAUCAUCUGUUGCUUUCAACUGUCGGAGUAACUACUGAAGAAUGAGUUAACGGGGGAUGUAGAUAUGUAUUGUAUAUGACCUUCGCGGCUUGUAUAGAACUGUAUUUCCGGUGUACUUCCACUAGAUUUUCGGGUGG
Molecule: messenger RNA, 1583 nt
Organism: Laetiporus sulphureus 93-53
Lineage: Eukaryota; Fungi; Basidiomycota; Agaricomycetes; Polyporales; Laetiporaceae
Exons: 6
Coding region: 162-1259 (365 amino acids)
Source: RefSeq, a predicted model, not a curated record